This is a messenger RNA of Musa acuminata subsp. malaccensis (wild Malaysian banana), 1702 nucleotides long. RefSeq lists its product as uncharacterized. The record is from RefSeq and is a predicted model, not a curated record. NCBI's taxonomy places the organism in Eukaryota, Viridiplantae, Streptophyta, Magnoliopsida, Zingiberales, Musaceae.
ACAGUUUUUCGACCUGUUAACUGCAGCUCGUUUGUUUACCAGUCUUUUCGAUGGCGAAUUCUGCUACAACGAAUGUGGUUCCCACACUUUCGUAGUUCAGAUGAAAUUUCUGGUAAGUCCAAAAAUAUUCGUGCGUCGAGCGUUGGCUGAACACCACUGUGAUCUUCGAUCGUCUCUGUUCGUCGCCACUGUGAUAAGUGACGCCUUUGACAUGUUCGAAGGAAUGCGUCAAAAGAAUAUGAGUAGAGUACCAGAAUACCACCAUGCCGCUGGUGCACUCCGUCGGACUCAUCGGCAUCCUCUUCUUCUUGAUCCAGAUGGAGAAAGGAUACAACUGCAGGCUACAAAGGCAUGCUCUCAACACACGGAUUCCUGGGCCAGUAAUCUUGGUCGUUAGCUCCAUCCACAAUGUGUCAGAUCUACGAGAGAGCAGAUCACCCAAUCGUAGUCAGAAGACAAUUUGUUAUCGGGUGAGGGAGAUCAAGUGACUGUAACAUUGUCCAUUACAUCUUUACAGCAAUUGAGAAGCUUGAAGGAAAAUUUGAUUUCUUAGGGAUGGUUAAAAGCCUACUUAAAUUAGAUUAGGUUAUAUCCUUCAUUGAAUUUGAAAUGGAUUUGAAUAGAAAAAUAAGUCCACAAGUAUAUGUUACAUGCUAAUUAGGCUUGACACCUGAAACUGAACCCAAGUAUACAAUACAAGAGAAUAGAGAGAAGAGCAUUGUAUAAAUAUUACUUAAACACCGGAAGAAAAUAUAAAUGAGUGUAUACAUGGUUCGUCAUAACUAUUUAAAUUUGGGUUACCAUUAAACCCAAAAGCAUAAACUGGUAGGAAAUAACCCAAUGUAUAUAUAAUACUUUAACAUCCUCUCUCAUGUGUCAAGUGCAAGCAUAAUUGAUCCUAUUUAUAUGGUGCAAACCUUGCACCGGCAACAUGAAGCUGUUAAGCUAACACCCUACAGGAGUGCCAACAAAAGAGCAUCCCUGGUGGGUUUCCUCGGUAAAGAAAAUGUAGUGUAUUAGCAAGUAUUAUACAAGUGAAAGGGCAAUGUGUUUGGUUGGCAAGAGAAUCCAGGGCAGUUGAGGAAGAUGGCCUGUUUCAUUCAAGCUUGUGACACACAUUUCCUCUUCCUGCUUCAUGUUGAGUAUAAAUAGACCAUGCAGAGAGAAGCCAGCAUCUCAUGUGUUGGGUGACCACAAGAAGGCAGAAGGCAAGCAGAGGAGCAGGUGGCCAUGGCAGAUCACAAAACUGAGCUUUACUUUGUCUUCAUGAACUUUGAUCCAGUCUACGAGCACCUUCGUGCCGAUCGAUCAAAGGAAGGCAUGAAGGAGCUUGACACCUACCUGAGCAGCAAGCAUGACCAGCUACUUGCAAAGUUUCUCCCACCAAGCACCUACAAGAAGAAGUCCUCCUUGGCCAUUGUUGAUGGCUUCUCAGUGGAGACAACCAAAGAGCAGGCAGCCAUUCUUAGAUCUGCAAAGGAGGUGAGGGUGGUUGAGAAGAACCAAGAACUUGCUUGACUGCAUGAGAUAUGUGUACAACUUUGGAAAGGAUAAUACAUUUGAAUCUGUAAUAGUCAGUCUGAGAGUUGCUAGGAAAUUUCAUAAGCUCUGUACAUUGUAGUCAUUGCUUGACUUGAAGAUCUUUUUAUUUUGUCUGUGAAUCCGAAAGUUUAACACGAUCUCAAUAAAAAACUCAUGUUGU